This is a messenger RNA of Pyrus x bretschneideri (Chinese white pear), 1772 nucleotides long. Its product is annotated as transcription factor btd. The coding region runs from base 756 to 1772 and encodes 338 amino acids. The record is from RefSeq and is a predicted model, not a curated record. The transcript has a single exon. NCBI's taxonomy places the organism in Eukaryota, Viridiplantae, Streptophyta, Magnoliopsida, Rosales, Rosaceae.
AAGCACGGUAAUCAAUAUUUAAGUAACAAUUCAAUUAUCAACAUUCUUAUCAUUUGGUUUAAAAAUUUAGCAUUCCUAGCAUUACUCUAAGAAAAUAAAUAUAAACGAAUAUACAACUUAAGAUUAAAAAAUUCCUCUUAACCUACUAGCUGGAUUUGCAUUAGGGAAUUAUUGUACACAAUUAAAGUUUUGAAGUGUUAAUAAAAAUUUCUUGCAUUAUGUAUUACUCAUUUAAUAUAUCAAUAGUGACGAGGAUAAAAUUCAAAAGACCUUGAAAAAAAAAAAAAAGAUAUCUGAUUUUAACUAAUGAGAAAAAGAUAGAAAACGAGGAUGGAACCUAACUUAUCCUGAAUAAAACUGUAACAAAUGAGAGGUUUGCCAAAUCAGAGAAAAAUCCAAGAAAAUUUAAAAACACUAGACUGUCCCCUGCUAUUUAUAACACCCAAGAGCACCUCCGGACUUCUACAGAUCAACCUGUGCUUAUCUGUACAGCGUGUACUUUGUUAUUCAGAAUUUAGGAAAACACCAUGAUUCUCUCAACCCACCCACCUCCUACAUUUCCCACUAUUUACAGCUAAAAUUUGUGAGAGAGAUUAGGCAGCUGAGUCGAUCAUCAAAACAAAAAAAACCAAACAAUUAAUGGAAUUAGAUAAAGUGAUAAAUGCAGUAAGCUCAAAGAGGAGCCUCAUAAUCUCUCUGGUGCUUACAUCCGUAGCCUAGUGAAACAACUCACCUCUUCAAGAACCAAAGAGCCCAUGAAUCCCAACCAGGACGUCGCACUGGACUGUGAUGGUAUCUCAAGCCAAAACACUGCCAAAUUUGGCAACCAAAAAUUUGGAGAAACCCAGAAACCCCACCAGCCUCAGCAACACAAAAAACAAGUGAGGCGGAGACUCCACACCAGCAGGCCCUACCAAGAGAGGCUUUUGAACAUGGCUGAGGCUAGGAGAGAGAUUGUUACUGCUCUCAAGUUUCAUAGGGCAGCUAUGAAACAAGCCAGUGAACAACAGCAACAACAAGAUCAACAACCUCAGGAGCAACAAGCACUUGAGCCACAAUCCCGACCUCGCUUCAAACAAGAAGCGAGGAUCGAAUCGAGGAGAAACCCUCGAAUUUACCCGUCAAGCACGUCAAAUUAUCAGGAAACUCCGCCUUUCUCAUCUGAUUUUUCAUACCAAUAUCCAAACCCAUGUCAAUAUUCAAAUCCAUAUUCUUGGACUCAUUACACAGUUGCACCUCCACUACCUUACGAAAAUUUUGAUUUCACACUUCCAAACCAAACCCUUGGCCUCAACCUCAACUUCCAAGAUUUCAACAACAUAAACACAACCCUUUACCACAACACCAACAGCCCGUCAAUUUUCUCCACCUCCGGCUGGUCUCCCUCGUCAUCUUCUUCCGCCACUCUCUCUGCUCCCACUACCGAUUCUGAAAUUCUCUCAGCUGCAGGAGCCUCUUCCUCUUUCCAUAUUGAAGCGGAGGAUGCUCCUGCGGUGGCUGAUGCUGUUGACUCCGCCGGGGUUAUCGCAAUCAGUCGCGGAGAUGGCAUGCAUGCAGCAAUCGACGACGAGGAGAUGGCGGAGAUCAGAUCGAUAGGGGAGCAGCACCAGAUGGAGUGGAACGACACCAUGAACUUGGUCACGUCAGCAUGGUGGUUUAAGUUUUUGAAGGUCGUGGAGCUCGGUGGGGGCCCACAAGAGAAGGAUGAGGACGAUGGAUACCACCAUCCGUUUGAUGCAGUCAUGGAAUUUCCAGCCUGGUUGAUGCAAUGA